Messenger RNA from Purpureocillium takamizusanense, 3749 nucleotides. RefSeq names its product Nuclear import receptor (gene MTR10). Gene Ontology annotation, molecular function: small GTPase binding. Gene Ontology annotation, cellular component: nuclear membrane; cytoplasm. The record is from RefSeq and is a predicted model, not a curated record. Bases 397 to 3312 code for a protein of 971 amino acids. Lineage: Eukaryota; Fungi; Ascomycota; Sordariomycetes; Hypocreales; Ophiocordycipitaceae. The transcript has 5 exons. Gene Ontology annotation, biological process: protein import into nucleus.
CAAAGAACGCCUCGACCCCAUGCCAUCAUCAAAGCCAAACACUGCACCUUCCUCACCUUCUGCGGGCUUUGUCCCUUUGUGCUCCCCGACGAUACACCCGACUUUGACGGCCGAUCAGACACUGCGAAUCCACGAUAUCACACUCGCCGACAACAGAAGCCCCGUCUCCUACCCCUAGGUGCGCUCGUUGUCUCCUACUCCUCGGCAGCAUCCUAGCCGGCACACGCAGGCAACCGCAACCCAGCAACCUUUCGGAGUCUGCCAUCGUCGCAAUCACCCCCUCGCGUGACCGAGGCGCGCGGCCUUGCACCUCGUCCGCUGAAUCAACUCUCUUCUCCUUCGCCAUAUUCGUCUGCAAAGCCCGCGUGCCUAAUACUCCGCUGUCCCUUGCCCAUCAUGGCCACCAACGGCUCUCAGGAGUCGUUUGCGCCGUCAGACGUCCUGGCCGCAGUCAUGACGAUGCGGACAGGGGAACAGGACAACAAAACAAAAGCUCAUCAUUAUCUUGAGCGGUUCCAGAAAUCGAAGGACUCGUGGGCCACCAUCAUUGGCAUUCUACAGUCCAAGGCCGAGCCCGAGGCGACCCUCUUCGCCGCCAUCACCCUCCGUGGAAAGUUGACAUACGACCUCUCCACCCAAGUUCCGCCCAGCGAACUCCCCGCCCUCCGCAACCAGAUCCUCCUCCUCCUCAAGCACUUCGCAGCGGGCCCCAAGCCCAUAAGAGUGCAGCUUUGCGUAUGCCUGGCCAUACUGGCGAUUCAGAUGAAGGAUUGGCACGAUGUGCUCCCGUCCGUGGUCCAGUCGCUCGGCGAUAGCCCCGAGAGCCACGCAUGCAUUCUCGACUUCUUGCGAGUCCUCCCCGAGGAGGUGACCGAAGGUCGCAAAAUCACCCUCUCUGAAGAAGACCUUGCGGCGCGAACACAGGCCCUCCUAGGAGACAACACGGACCAGGUCGUCCAGCUCCUCAUCAACUACGCUCAGUCGUCCCCCGCUGCUGCUCGGAACCCGCAGCUUAUGGAGUGCAUCACCUCGUGGCUGCGAGAGGUUCCCGUCGCCAACAUUGUCAACUCUCCCCUGCUCGAUGUUAUCUUCGACGGUGUGACGAGCGACGAGUGUAGUCAAGAGGCAUCAGAGUGUCUCUGCGUCAUGCUCAGGGAAGCGAGCGAUGUCGACGAGAGCCAGGCUGUCGUCCACGCCCUCUUCCCCAGGGUCGUGGGCUUGAGGCCCAACAUCCAGAAGGCAGCCGAGGAAGAAGACGCGGAUCGACUCAAGGCCCUGACUAAGGUGUUUGCAACCUCUGCCGAGAGCUGGGUCGUGGCCAUUGCCCGAGAGCCGACACAUUUCCGCCCGUUGGUGGACGCCGUUCUCGAAUGUGCAGCCCGGGACACGGAACGCGACGUGAUUGAACACACAUUUGGGUUUUGGUACGAGCUCAAGCAGUAUCUGGUACUCGAGCGCUACAUCGAGGGCCGCAUGCAGAUGGUGGACGUAUAUUCCAAGCUUGUCGACAUCCUGUUGAGGCAUCUCGAGUACCCCACGCCGGAGUCGGCCAACGAAACGGACCUGUUCGACGGAGACCGAGAGCAGGAGGAGAAGUUCAGGGAGUUCCGCCAUCAGAUGGGAGAUACGCUCAAGGACGCGUGCGACGUCAUGGGCGUGACGCAGUGCCUGACCAAGGUACUCGACGCCAUUCAGGUCUGGACGCAAAAGUACGCGAGCCAGGUCUCGGGCACGCACGUGCCCCACUGGCAGCAGCUGGAGGCGCCGCUUUUUGCAAUGCGCGCCCUCGGCCGCAUGGUGGACAAGGAGGAGAACAUCGUCCUCCCACAGCUGAUGCCGCUUCUCGUUCAGAUUCCCAGCCACGAGAAGCUGCGCUUUGCCACCAUCAUGGUGCUCGGAAGGUACACGGAAUGGACCGCGGCACACCCGGAGUACCUGGAGCCCCAGUUCAACUACAUCGUCACGUCGUUCCAAUCGGAUUCUAGGGAAAUCAUGCGGGCCGCAGCACUGUCGAUCAAGUUCUUCUGCACUGACUGCAAGCACCUUCUCAGCGGCCAGGUCCUGCAGCUUCAGACCUUCUACGACCAGAUCCUCGACAAGCUGCCGGACCUGAGCAAGGAGGAAAUUACGGAAGGCGUGGCAAAUGUGGUGGCGGUGCAGCCCGCGGCGGAGACAUAUCGCCUCCUCAAGCUGUACUGCGACCCGCUGGUGCAGAGGCUGAUGAACAAGGCCAACAGUGCCACCGACGAAGACAGCAAGCUGGCGCUGGCCGACCACCUCCAGCUGAUAACCAUUUUUGUGCAGAACGUGAUGCCUUUUGUGGGUCCCGGCGAAGAGAACCCUGCCGUCAAGUACUGGCAAGAGGUGUUCCCGAUCCUGUCGACGGUACUGGACAACUUCUUGGACUUCAGCCCCAUUUGCGAGCGCAUCUGCCGGUGCUGGCGGAACAUGGUGAUUUCGUAUCGCACCGCCAUGGCGCCCUUGCUGCCCGAGAUGGCCAACAAGCUGGCCAGCAGCUUCAACGUGGCGCGAGAGGGUUGCUUCCUAUGGGUAACGUCGGCCAUCCUGCGCGAGUUCUCGGAGGAUCGCGAGCACGUGGACCAGGCGACGACGGACAACAUCUACACCUUCUUCGAGGCGCAGACGACUGCGUUCCUGCGGGUCAUGACAGAGUUGCAGCCCAAGGACCUGCCUGACGUGAUUGACGACUUCUUCCGGCUGCUCAUCGACGCGCUGCUGUACUACCCUCAAAAGCUAGUUCCGUCGCACCUCCUGGUGCCCAUCUUUGAGGCAUCCAUUUACGCCCUGACGCUCGAGCAGCGCGAUCCGCUGUCGUCGACUCUGCACUUUCUCCGGGACUUGUUGUCGUACGGCGGCAACAACCCGGCGAGCAGUGAGGGCCUCCCGGAAGAAGCGGCGGCAGAGAUCCGCGGCAUCAUCAAGAAUCUGCUGCUGAGUCACGGCCCCAACCUGAUCAAGCAGGUCAUGGCGGGCAUGAUGAUUACGUUCCCGCGGGACUGCUUCGCGGACGGUAGUGGCGUCCUCCUGGCUAUGUUCGAGUUAUUGCCGGGACAGACGACUGAUUGGGUAGCACAAACCAUCCAGCUCCUUCCAGAGGGGACGGUGUCGCCGCAGGAGGCGGAACGGUUGGUGACCAAGAUCAAGGACCGACUGCAGUCGGGCGACGCGGGUGGCCUUCGACACGUGCGCGUGCUGCUCCAAGACUUCACCAACACAUACCGACGCCGGAACGUGGCUCCCCGCGAUGGCCUCGGGCAGCUGGAGGCAACGCGAUUCCAGUUUUUGGGUUGAGGACGUCGCAUAGGUAUCGCUGACAGGGAAAGAGGUAGGGACAAGGGAGGAACACGACAAAGAUACCUAGCGGGAAAAGAGAGCUAUCAUGAAGAUCGGGCGAAACAUUGCUGGGUGUUGGGGGCGAUUCAAAGGCAGGAAAGGAAGGUAGCCGCGAGCGCGGGUGGCGAAAGGUGGUGAUUGUUGGAAUUGACUGUUGUUGCUCCAAGGGGCCGAGGUCGUUUGACGGUUUGUGAGCCAAAGGCCAACUAGGGAGGAGGACGGUGCAGUAUCUAGGACGGGUAGAUGGCGGAUGAAUGUAGGAUGCAUGGAAGACUGAUGAGGGUCGGGGGGUCGCUAGUAGAUAUGAUGAUUGUGCUAUAGCCGACGGCCAGGCCACGGUGAUUUGGCCAUGACGACUCAAGUAAAUAGAAGACAUGACCCGACAUGACUGCACU